AUGUUUCCUGGGAGUUUAUUUUUCAUGAUUUUACUCAUUUCUAUGAUUAAAGAAAAGGUAAUUCUUGGAGAGCAGAGUCAAGAGCUGGUUGUUCCUAAAAGGCUUCCUCUGAUUCAUAAACGAGAUGUUGAGUACAUCCGUGACAAUGACAUUCAGGAAAUUUAUGAAGAUGAAUUGUUGUAUGAAUUAAGGAUAAAUAAAAAAAUCUUAAUACUUCAUCUUAUAAGAUCAAGGGAGUUCCUCUCCUCAAAUUAUAGUGAAACAUUAUACUCCCCAAAUGGAGAGAUGAUCACCAGGCAUCCUGAGAUUAUGGAUCAUUGCUUUUACCAAGGGACAAUUGUACAUGAACAUGAUUCUUCAGCCAGCAUCAGCACAUGUGAUGGUCUGAGGGGUUUCUUCAGGAUAAAUGAUCACAGGUACCUCAUUAAGCCAGUGAAAUAUUCAGAGGAUGGAGAACAUUUGAUAUUAAAAUAUAAUCCAAGGGUGAAGUUUUCUGCCAAUUAUUCUUGUACAGAGCCGAAUUUUACCACAACAGCUGUUCUAGAGAACAAUACUAAAUCAACUGAAGAUCCCAAAAUGGCCAAUAUCAAUAAAGAAAAGUUUGUUGAACUAUUCAUUGUUGCUGAUAUGAAUUUGUAUCACAGGAAUAAUUAUCCUCACAGUAAACUAAGGAAUCGAGUAUGGGGAAUGAUCAAUUUUGUCAAUAUGAUUUAUAAAACUUUGGACAUUCAUGUGACAUUAGUUGGCCUUGAAAUAUGGACAAAUGAAGAUAAAAUAGAAAUAUAUCCAAAUAUAGAAAAUACCUUAUUACAGUUUUCAACUUGGCAAGAAAUGUCCCUUAAAAAAAGGAAGAAUUUUGACCAUGUUCUGUUGCUCAGUGGUAAGUGGAUCAACACUCAUACACAAGGAACUUCUUUUCCAGAGGGUAUGUGCCUACCCUAUUAUUCCUCCAGUGUUGUUAAGGAUUUUUUACCUGACUUAAUUAUAGUUGCAAGCAAAAUGGCACAUCAGCUGGGGCAUAAUCUUGGGAUGCUUCACGAUGAAUACCCUUGUACCUGCACUUUGGGAAGAUGUGUGAUGGAUCCUGAAGGAAGUGUUCCUGCACUCAAAUUUAGUAAAUGCAACAGAAUCCAGUUGAUGAAAUAUUUAAAGGACUAUAAACCAGCAUGCAUUUUCAACAUUCCAUUUUCUUCUCAAUUAAGUAAUUCCCCAUAUUGUGGAAACAACCAAUUGGAUGAUGGGGAAGAAUGUGACUGUGGAUCUUUUGAGGAAUGCACUAAUCCGUGCUGUGAUGCACAUAAAUGUAUGUUGACACCAGGAUCUGCUUGCGCAGAAGGAGAAUGCUGUGAAUUUUGUCAGAUGAAAAAGGCAGGUUCCAUAUGUAGACCAAAGAAAGAUGAAUGUGAUUUUCCUGAAAUGUGUACUGGCCAUUAUUCUGGUUGUCCUAAGGACCGAUUCCAACUAAAUGGAGUUUCUUGCAAUAAUGAAAAAGGCUACUGCUUCAUGGGAAAAUGUCCCACCAGAGAUGAUCAGUGUCUGGAAUUGUUUAGUGAUGGAGCAAAAGACGGUCCUGACAGCUGUUAUGAGCUAAAUGAAAAAGGAAAUGUAUUUGGAUAUUGCAAAAACAAGGAAAGUGGCUUAAUUCCCUGUGAAAAGAAAAAUAUCAAAUGUGGAAAGAUAUUCUGCACUGGAGGGCACCAUCCAUCUAGUCUUGGAGAAGAAAAGAUCUACUAUCUGAAGAACUUUCAAAAACAAAAUACAACCACUGAAUGCAGAACCUUCUUUUUAUACCACAAUUCUAGAGAUUUAGGCUUAGUUGCUCCAGGAACAAAGUGUGGAAAUGAAAAGGUAUGCAACAAUGGUGAAUGUGUGAACAUGGAAAAAUUCUACAAUUUAGUCAAUUGCUCUUCUCAGUGCCAUGAUAAUGCUGAGGAUGACAAUACACCAGAGUGCCAGUGUGAGGAGGAACAGGCAUCUUGGGAAGAAACUUUUAGUGCUUCCAAUACCUCUAUUUUGAUUGUUGUGCUUUUCCUGGUUUUAAUUGGUGUUGGAGGUACUACAUUUUUAAUUCGCCACCAAAAACUGAAGCAAGUUCAGAGCCCACCUAGAGAAACUCUGGGAGUGGAGAAUAAAGCAUAUUUUGGUGAUGAACCACAGGUAAGAAGUGAGCCAAUCUUACUGGAUAUCCAUCAUCUCCAACAAAUAAGUGCCGAGUCUGUGGAGACACCUUCAACAAGUUCUUCAAGUCCUCACUACAUCACACUGAAACCUGGAAGUAAAGAUCCAAGUGCAAUGGCAGAUCCCGAUCAAGGUGGUAGAGUUACUCAAAGUACUCAAGAUUUUGUUCUUAAGAACAUGAACAUUGAAGAAGUCAUUCCUCAAGCUGGAGGGAUAACAGGUCCCUCAUCACAGCUGAGUGUGGCAUAA
This is a messenger RNA of Sorex fumeus (smoky shrew), 2427 nucleotides long. RefSeq names its product ADAM metallopeptidase domain 7 (gene ADAM7). Gene Ontology annotation, molecular function: metalloendopeptidase activity. Gene Ontology annotation, biological process: proteolysis. Bases 1 to 2427 code for a protein of 808 amino acids. Gene Ontology annotation, cellular component: plasma membrane. The record is from RefSeq and is a predicted model, not a curated record. The transcript has 23 exons. Lineage: Eukaryota; Metazoa; Chordata; Mammalia; Eulipotyphla; Soricidae.